AUGGCCUGGCAGAUCAAACACCUCAGCCAGGGCAUCCGAGCCAUCACAGGAGGCUCCUCCGGCACACUGGUCAUCCUGAUCCCCGGCUGGCCACAGACUGCCGAAGCAUACAGCAGCAUAUUCCCCCACCUCGCAAAAUCGCAUCGCUUCGUGGCCCUCGACCCGCCGGGCCUAGGCGACUCCGCCGCACCCGCAGCGAACAAAUACGAUACCGCGAGCGUUAGCACGAUUCUCGCCGAAGCAUUGCAUAGCAGCGAUCUCGUAUCGCAUACCGAAAGCGACAUUGAGGGAUAUCGAUAUCAUCUCGUCGGCCAUGACAUCGGCGGAUGGAUCGUGUAUCCCUGGGCCGCGCAGUAUGCCGCGAGGGUGCGCAGUCUCACGAUCCUCGACGCCGCUGUGCCGGGCCUCUUGCCCCCUGCGCCAUACCCCUUGCCCUACGACGCCAACGUCAAGCUCUGGCAGUUCUCGUUCAACGCGCUGCCUGAGCUGCCCGAAGCGCUGACCCAGGGCCGCGCGCGGGAGUUGCUGUCGUGGUUAUUCAAGUACAAGACCGCGCAUCCGGAGAAAUUCCCAAGGGAGAAUCUAGAGCAUUACAUCCGCAGCUACGCGCGUCCAGGGGCGAUGAGUCGCGGAUUCGAGUACUAUCGCGCGGUCAGCACGAGUGCGAAGCAGAAUGUUGAGUUUGCUAAGACGCCGCUGCCGAUUCUUGUGCUAGCAGUGGGAGGGGCGGGAGGUGUGGGAGAGAGGAUCACACAGAUGGUGCAGGGGAUUGCGGAGAAUGUGCAGGGUGGUGCGAUUGAGGAUUGCGGCCACUUUGUCAUGGAGGAGCAGCCAGGGAUUGUUGCGGAGAGGGUGUUGGGGUUUUUUGCGCAGACAUAA
Messenger RNA from Talaromyces proteolyticus, 879 nucleotides. RefSeq names its product Alpha/Beta hydrolase protein. Lineage: Eukaryota; Fungi; Ascomycota; Eurotiomycetes; Eurotiales; Trichocomaceae. The transcript has a single exon. The record is from RefSeq and is a predicted model, not a curated record. Bases 1 to 879 code for a protein of 292 amino acids. Gene Ontology annotation, molecular function: hydrolase activity.